Molecule: messenger RNA, 6124 nt
Organism: Corapipo altera (White-ruffed manakin)
Lineage: Eukaryota; Metazoa; Chordata; Aves; Passeriformes; Pipridae
Gene: LRRC8D
Product: leucine rich repeat containing 8 VRAC subunit D
Exons: 3
Coding region: 444-3011 (855 amino acids)
Molecular function (GO): protein binding
Source: RefSeq, a predicted model, not a curated record
ACAUUUGACACUGGUAAGUGGGAGCAUGAUACAAAGGCAUUGGGCUGGUAGAAAGGCAGCACCUUCCCUGUGAGCUGCUGGACUUCAGCCUGGGUGUUCCUGCAGGAAACUCCAUCCUCUCCUAUCUCUGUCUGAACUCCUGGACGGAUGAGAUAGUGGUCAGAAAUGGCCUGUGUUUCCUCCAGACCAGAGCAGACUUGCCGGAGGAGAGAGAUUUGCGAGUUGAGCAAUGGUGCUGUAAGAGGCUUCCAUGGCAGAGCGGAUGGAUGGAAUCUGGCUGUUGAAACUUGCCCCAGGGCAGCUCGCCUGAGUCUCUUGGUCCAGAGCCUGUAAAGCGAGAGUUAAGAUACACUGUUACAAAAGUUACCAAAGUUAAAUGCAGAAGGAUUGCCUAAAUACAUAUUUUGUGUGUCUCCUGCUAAUUACUUCACUGUUCAAUAGGAAUGUUUACCCUUGCAGAAGUUGCAUCGCUCAAUGACAUCCAGCCAACUUACCGUAUCUUGAAACCAUGGUGGGAUGUAUUUAUGGAUUAUCUUGCUGUUGUUAUGUUAAUGGUUGCCAUUUUUGCUGGAACCAUGCAGCUGACAAAAGACCAGGUGGUCUGCUUGCCAGUUUUGCAGUCUACUGUAAAUUCAAAAGUGCAGCCUGUUACAUCAGGAAAGGCUGACUUUACCACUGUUGAAACAACCACUGGUCAAGGAGAAGAAGCAUCAAUGAGAACUGUUUCCUUUGAAAGUACUACUGUAAGACCUGACAUUUUUCUGAGCGGAGCUACCUCUUCUCAGUAUCAAUCCACUGAAUCAGGUCAGGAGCUGAAGAAGGAGCAGAAAGAUUCCUCAGGCCGUAAAACAAAUUUGGAUUUUCAGCAGUACAUAUUUAUUAACCAGAUGUGCUAUCAUUUGGCUCUUCCGUGGUACUCAAAGUAUUUUCCCUAUCUUGUUCUCAUCCAUACUAUCAUUUUGAUAGUCAGUAGCAAUUUUUGGUUCAAGUAUCCCAAGACUUGCUCAAAAAUUGAGCAUUUUGUCUCUAUAUUGGGGAAGUGUUUUGAGUCCCCUUGGACUACAAAAGCAUUGUCUGAAACGGCAUGUGAGGACUCCGAGGAGAACAAACAGAGGUUAACUGGUGCCCAGUCCCUGCCCAAGUAUGUUUCCACUAGCAGUGAUGAAGGAAGCCCAAGUGCUAGCACUCCCAUGAUAACCAAAUCUGGCUUCAAAUUUUCAGCUGACAAGCCGAUGAUUGAGAUUCCCAGCGUCACGAUUUUAGAUAAGAAAGAUGGAGAACAAGCCAAAGCACUGUUUGAGAAAGUCCGUAAGUUCCGGGCUCACGUGGAAGACAGUGAUCUGAUUUAUAAGCUCUAUGUUGGCCAGACUGUCAUCAAGACUGUCAAGUUCAUAUUCAUACUCUGCUAUACUGCAAACUUUGUCAACACCAUUAGUUUUGAACACAUUUGCAACCCGAAAGUGGAGCAUCUGAUUGGCUACACACAGUUUGAAUGUACACACAAUAUGGCUUAUAUGUUGAAGAAGCUGCUUAUCAGCUAUAUUUCCCUCAUUUGUGUGUAUGGUUUUAUCUGCCUCUACACGCUUUUCUGGCUGGUCCGAAUACCUUUAAAAGAAUAUUCUUUUGAAAAGGUCAGAGAAGAGAGUAGCUUCAGUGAUAUCCCUGAUGUCAAAAAUGAUUUUGCAUUUCUCUUGCAUAUGGUAGAUCAGUAUGACCAGCUGUAUUCUAAGCGAUUUGGUGUCUUUUUGUCAGAGGUGAGCGAGAACAAACUACGCGGCAUUAGUUUAAACCAUGAAUGGACUUAUGAAAAGCUUCGGCAACAUGUUUCCCGCAAUGCCCAGGACAAGCAGGAGCUGCACCUCUUCAUGCUGUCAGGGGUCCCGGAUGCAGUGUUUGAUCUGACGGAUCUGGAUGUGUUGAAACUGGAGCUGAUUCCUGAAGCAAAAAUUACAGCCAAAAUUUCCCAGAUGACAAAUCUUCAGGAGCUUCAUCUGUACCACUGCCCUGCGAAGGUCGAGCAGACGGCCUUCAGCUUCCUCCGGGACCACUUGAGAUGCCUUCAUGUGAAAUUCACAGAUGUUGCAGAAAUUCCUGCGUGGGUGUAUUUGCUCAAAACCCUCCGUGAAUUGUACUUGAUAGGCAACUUGAACUCUGAAAACAAUAAAAUGAUAGGGCUUGAAUCUCUUAGAGAGUUGAGACACCUUAAAAUUCUCCACGUGAAGAGCAAUUUGACCAAAAUUCCCCCCAAUAUCACAGAUGUAGCACCACAUCUGACAAAACUAGUCAUUCAUAAUGAUGGCACUAAGCUUGUGGUACUCAAUAGCCUUAAGAAAAUGACUAAUGUUGCGGAGUUGGAACUGCAGAACUGUGAACUGGAGAGAAUUCCCCAUGCCAUCUUCAGUCUUUCUAACUUACAGGAACUGGAUUUAAAGUCAAAUAGCAUACGCACAAUUGAAGAAAUCAUCAGCUUCCAGCAUUUAAAAAGACUGACUUGUUUAAAGCUGUGGCACAAUAAAAUAGUUAGCAUUCCUUCCUCCAUUACCCACAUAAAGAAUUUGGAGUCUCUUUAUCUGUCGAAUAACAAACUCGAAACCUUACCUGCCGCAGUGUUCAGUUUACAGAAACUUAGGUGUUUAGAUGUAAGCUUCAAUUCAAUUGCGGUGAUUCCAGUGGAAAUAGGUUUGCUUCAAAAUCUUCAGCAUUUUCACAUCACAGGAAACAAAGUCGACGUUUUGCCAAAACAGUUGUUUAAAUGUGUUAAAUUGAGGACUUUGAGUCUGGGACAAAACUGUAUUACCUCAAUCCCAGAUAAAGUAAGUCAGCUGUUGCAGCUGACUUACCUGGAACUGAAGGGAAACUGCUUGGACCGUCUGCCAGUUACGCUGGGGCAGUGUCAGCUUCUCAGGAAAAGUGGGCUCAUAGUGGAAGAUCACCUCUUUGAUGCUUUGCCCUCAGAAGUUAAGGAGGUGUUGAAUCAAGACACAAGCAUUCCCUUUGCUAAUGGGAUUUAGACAGAGGUGAAAUACUCUGAUAGCUGACUUCCAAAUGGCAGAUGCUGAAAAGUACAGCAAUUGUGAGACGUGUUUUAGAAAGCAGAAUUCGUUGGAAAGCAGGACUGCUAGCAGGAUUAGAAGAGGUGUAACUGAGUGUUCAAUGUUUGCAGUGUUUCAAAAGAUCAUUUCCAAAAUUUUUGAGAGGAUAAAGAACCUUAAUAAUCUCAAUUCUUUUUUCCUUAAAUUGUUUGUAACUUGGAUGCUGCCGCUUUUGAAUGUUUACAAAUUUGCUUGCCUGCUUAAAGUUAAUAAUUAAAUUGAUGACCUUUUCUUACUAUGCAAGUUAUUCCUUAAGGUCUGUUUUUAUUUUAGUGCAUUAUGGGGAGGAAAACCAAGGCUAAAUGUUGUAUAUGGUAUGCGUCUAACAGCACUUGAAGCACACACUGAAUUGUGUUGUUAGUGUUUAGCCAUCCUUGAUAAAUGAAAACAGUUUGGCUGUGAUUUGAACUGCACCAGAACCACCAUUUCCCUGCAUUAAGGUAUGUGGUUUCAUAGAAUCACAGAAUUGUAUACGUUGGCGAAGACUUUUAAGUUCAUCAGGUUCAACCAUUAACCUAACACUGCCAAAUCCACCACUAAACCAUGUCCCUAAAACCCACGUCUAUGCUUUUUUGAAUGCUUCUGGGGCUGGUGAUUCCACCACUUCUCUGGGCAGCCUGUUCCAGUGCUUGACCACUCUUUCAGUGAAGAAAUUUUUCCUAAUAAUCUAAACCUUCCCUGGCACAACUUGAGCCUGUGUCCUCUUGGCCUUUUGCUUCUGGGAGAAAAGACUGACCACCACCUCACUCCAACCUCCUUUCAGGUAGUUGUAGGGAGCAAUAAAAUCCCUUCCAAGCCUCAUUUUCUCCAGACUAAAUACCCCAGCUCCCUCGGCUGCUUCUCAUAAGACCUAUGCUCCAGACCCUUCACCAGCUCCAUGGCCCUUCUCUGGACAUGCUCCAGUACCUCAAUGGUUUGUAUCAUUCUUCAUCCUCAAGGCCUCAUGUUGUUGGGUGAGAUUCCUUCUGUGUGUGUUGCUCCUUUACUCCAGCAAAGACUGGUCACCUUCCUGCAACUGAUCUCCCCCUCAGAUUCCAUAACUCUUCUGUCCUAUGCAGCAGUGGGUGGUAAAAGGGAGAAUACAGCCACUUGGCAUUCAAGUUGUGGAUAGUUUUGAGGGUUGAACUGUUUUGCAAGGUGACUUGGAAAGUCAUUAAACACCAAGUGACUUUGGUGCUCAUAUUUUGCUCUUCUGAGUUUUCAUCUGGGAAACUCGAGGUGUUUUAUGAGUUGGUGAUUGUUUUUUUUUUUUUCAUAGCCCUUGAUUAGGACCUGGGGUGUCUGUUUCAUUUACUGAACUAAUGACAGACAUAAGAUUUUUGAUUUACUCAAACAUCAUUAAGUUUUAUCACCUGUUGUGGUGUCUUCCACACCUGGACUUUACCAUAAGAGCACCCUUCUCCCCACCCUAGCCCAAGUAAUUUGAUGUGUUUGAACACUUACACACUGUUAGCAAACCCUAACUGUGUGCCAGAUCAGUCAUCAAAUAAGGAAAAAAACAGACAGCAGUGAGUGUGGGAUUUUUGUUGUUGGUUUUUUUUUUGUUUUAAUGUUGUUUUUUUUAGCUUGAGUUUGCAUUGCCAGAACCAUUAGAGAAAUAUAAUCCAUUAAAUCUGCAAAAUCAUCAGUUGUAAUUCUCGGUCAUUUACAUUCCAUGUGUGCAGAAAAGAAGUACUAUGCUGGGAGAUGAUUGCAUGAUUACUCAUGGUUUAAACACAAUUCCCUAUUGUAGUGUGGUCAGGACUGAACUAGUCUGUAGUUUAAGGGACUGUUCUUCUCACAGAAAUCCUCAUGCACAGUGAUUUCUACUGUAACUUCACCAGAGCUGCCCUGACUCACACCACUAUUAAUGAGGGGAUAGUUUAGGCCUAGAGGCAUUGAGCAGGCAGGAACAUUUCAAAUACUGCUCUUAGGAGUCUUGCACAUUUUAUUGUUAAUAAUUUACUGUUAGUCAUGCUGGGAGGACUGUUCUCAGCUGUAGGUAGCAGUCUCUGAAUACAUACCUGCACCGUAUGUUUAUGUAUAUCAGAAGACCAGUUUAUGAAUAGUGGUUUUCCUACUUCUCAUGGGGAUACGGUCUGUUUUCCACUUGCCAGCAGGUAGUAAACUUGGGAUGUUGACAGUUUUACAACACCAAGUCACAGGUUAGGCAGAAUACUUACAGUUACUGAUCUGUCCUCCACUGAGAAACUUAGUGCUAAUCCUCAGAUUUUUUUUUUUUUAAGUAGAAGUUAAGGCUGCAAUGGGUUAUUUUUUUUUAAGAAACUCUUUAAUUUGUUUAUUUUUUGCACAUAGAUCACUUUAAAAUUGCUGGACUAUUGACUCUUUAGAAAAACUGUGGAAUAUACUAUUGGUGUAUGCUUUGUAUUUGUUGUUGAGUGUAAUUUCAGCUUCCAAGAAAUUGUGUGUAGGAGGGAGGAAGAGUUGGAGGAUGGCAAAAUAAUUAAAAUAUUUAGAAAAAUAGUUCUAUUUUUCAUCCAUUUUUCCUUUUCUGAAAUAGAAGAGUCACGCAGAAUGUGGCUGUGUUUUGAUCUAGCUUUUAAAAGCUUUUUUUGGUGUUUCUGAUUCUCCUACUGACCCUGUUGAUGUUCAGAAAAUAAACCUGUGUCUUUCAUAUGAGUAUGGUAUACUCAAAAAAUAAACCUGUGUCCACUUAAUGAAUAUGUUAUACAUAAUUUAGACCAUUGUUUUGACUAGUUAUUAGCCAACUGUACUUUAGACAAGUUCCUCCAAAAUAAGUGUUUGUUAAAGUUAAUUUCAGGCUUCUAAUGCUUGCUCUGCAUAAACUCCAUUAUUGUUUUUAGGAAAUCUUUCUCAGAGUGGGGAGGAACUGCCCAUAAUCCCCAUGUCACCUCCCCCCAGUCCUUCCUCCUCUCUGUGACUGUUUAUAAUGUUCCUAUUUCCUGCGUGUCAACUGACACAGUCUUGCUUUUACAGUCUUGGAAGUUCAUCUCUUUUCCAUGUAAGGCAUGUAAAAUAUAUUUUGCAUUUCUAUUUGAUUUAAUAAAUAAGAUGUUUAUAUCUUCCUCUAA